AUGAAUAGUGGUGAAUCCGGAAGUUCAACUCCCAAAAUUCCACCAAGGCCAAGAAAGCAGAAGACGUCAGACCUGUUAAAAUUGAAUGAAAGUUCCUCAACUAUGAAUAGUUUGAACUCGAAAUCCGAGGAUGAUAUUGAAAAAAUCUCAUUAAAUAGUCUGGAAUUGCCCAAGGCUAAUUUCGAUAAUUAUGAUACAAGUAGCGGAGAGAAAGUAACAACAGAAGAUGAUAAAACUGGAGAAAUUAUUAAAGAAGCUGAACAGGAUGAUGAAGAAGGAAUAUUAAAUUCUCAAUUGAAUGAAGAUGAUCCAGUAGAUGGUGAAAAAACUCCAGGCAACUCAACUACAAAAGCAACUUUUAAAGAAGAUGUUGAAGAUCAAGAAGGUUUAGAUGAAAGAUCUAGUUUUGAUGACGACUUGGAAACAAUUAUGCAAGAAAACCAAUCAAUAAAUCAUGAGAAUCUUAAUCAGGAUAGUAGCAGAAGUGAAACAUUAGACGAAGAAAUAAAAGAAUCUUCAGAAAUAAAUGAUGUAGAAGAGAUUGACAAAUCCAAAGGUAUAACCAACGAGGAUAAGCAAAUACCAGAUAAAGCUCUAGAAUCCAAAUCUAUGAAUACUAGGACCGAAGAAAAAGAUACCAGUGACAUUCAAAAACAAUUCCCGACCAUCCCUAGCCGUCCAAUUAGCAAAGAAAAAUCAAAUUCAGUCAAAAAAACCGAUGAACUUGAUAAAACAAUAGGUAUUAACACUUCUUCGGUUAGAAAUGAGAUAGACCAAAAGGAAAUUGAUAAAUCAGAGGAUAAAGUUUUAGGAGCAAAAAAUGAAGAACCAAAAUCUUCGGAUAUUGAACCAAAAAUCAAGACUACAAAAAAUCCAAUCAUUCCAAACAGACCUAAAAGAAAAGAUAUAAGUGAAAACUCUUUGCCUCCACCAGAUGAAGUAAAGGAUGAAAGCUCAAAAAAUCCCAAAGAAAGUACAGAAUCCAUCAGCGACAUAAAUUCAGCAUCAAAGUCAUCAUCAAAUUUAAGUACAAAUCAACCAGCAGAUAAAACUCCAGACUCAAAAAAUGACCAGAAUAAUGAAAAAAGUAGUUCCAAAGACUCUUCUCAAUCAUCAUUAUCAUCAACUCCUCAGAUACCAUCUAGACCUAAAAAAGAGGAGGUCUUAAAGGAAAAGCCUCGAGCUCCACCACCAAAACCUAAAAAAUUGUCAAGUAAGAUUGCAGCUUUUCAACAACAAUUAUUUCAACCGCAGCUCAAUACUAAUAGCUCAGAUUCGGAAUCACAAGAUGAAAAAUCAGAAUCAAAAAAUGAAACACCCAAAUCAAAACCAGUACAUUUCAAAAAAUUUGAGGCUAGUGGUAUUCCAUUACCAGGAAUGUUCAAUCCUGCAUUAUUAAAACAAAAUCAACAACAAUCUGAAUUUAAAGAAUCAUCAAGCUCAAGUUCAAACUCAACUAGUCACAAUAAUAUUAAAAGAACUCGUGGGCCAAAAGGUAAAAAAUUACCAAAAGCUAUAGCUAAUGCUUCAGUUGAGUCAAAAAAUCCAUUUAGUUGGGAAAGUGGUAAAUUAUGGUCGUUUGACUUUAAGAGUACGAAUGAAGAUGAUGAAGAGAUUGAAAAUUGUGUUUUGGCAAACGAAGAAAGCAAGAAAGUGGCCAACAAUGCAAAUCCUAAUCUUAAUGAUUUAUCUACUCAACCUACUGAAUCAGUCAAAUAUGAUCAGAGCCCAUUACAUAUUGAUAGUAAUAAGGAAAUUAAUUUAGAAACUGAGUUGCCCGAAGAUGAUCAAACACAAGUUUCAAGUAUCGAGAAAGUAGCCACCACUAAAGAUUAUAGAAAGGAAGAAGAAAUACCAAAAGUUAUCAAUUCGAAUCAAGGCGAAGAUGAUGAUGGAGAUGAUCCCAAAGAAACUGUAAAUACAGUUGUGAAAUUAAAUCAUGAAAAUUUGGAAAAAGAUUCAGAAGAACUAGAAGAAUCAUUAGAUAACAGAAAGGUUGAAAAUAUAAUAGAUGAUUACAAAGACACUUUGGAACCAGAAAAAGAAGUCGAGGAUCUUGAGCAAUUGGCUGAGUUAGAUAAGUAUACAGCAUUACCAAAGAAUAAUGAAUAUGACGCGUCUGUUGAUGAAUAA
Lodderomyces jiufengensis is the source of this 2133-nucleotide messenger RNA. RefSeq lists its product as uncharacterized. NCBI's taxonomy places the organism in Eukaryota, Fungi, Ascomycota, Pichiomycetes, Serinales, Debaryomycetaceae. The coding region runs from base 1 to 2133 and encodes 710 amino acids. The record is from RefSeq and is a predicted model, not a curated record. The transcript has a single exon.